AUGGAGCAUUUUCUUAACGAUAACAAUGAUCAUAAUUCCAGUUUUUUCCAGCCUCCAACUCAAGAUGACGAGAUUGAACAAGCAGAUGAAGCAAAUUCUCCUUCACAUAUGGAAACAACUAGUCCAGUCAAAGCCGAAUCAAAACCGGCUGAAGCACCAGUUCCCAAAGUCAUGCGUGCUUAUCAAAAACCGGUCGACGAAGAAGCUAACAUCAAACUUCAAGUACUCGUAUCCAACUUCAGCGAUGAACAAUUAGAUCGAUAUGAAAUGUAUCGUCGUUCGGCGUUUUCCAAAGUUUCAAUUAAACGUUUAAUGCACUCAAUUACCGGCACAAUACCAUCGUCGAACGUUGUCAUAGCUAUGGCAGGUAUAGCUAAAGUUUUUAUUGGUGAAUUAGUUGAAGAAGCACUCGAAAUUCAACGUCGAGAGAAUGAAAAUAAGACAACACCAUUGGAACCUAAACAUUUACGUGAAGCAUACAGACGUAUUAAUAAUACUAGCCAUUGCCUACAAAGAAAAACGUGGAAGUCGAAAAGGAAAUCGAGAUAUCAUUAA
Molecule: messenger RNA, 555 nt
Organism: Adineta ricciae
Lineage: Eukaryota; Metazoa; Rotifera; Eurotatoria; Adinetida; Adinetidae
Source: the annotation of a GenBank genome assembly